Drepanopeziza brunnea f. sp. 'multigermtubi' MB_m1 is the source of this 339-nucleotide messenger RNA. RefSeq names its product ribosomal protein P2. Gene Ontology annotation, biological process: cytoplasmic translational elongation. The record is from RefSeq and is a predicted model, not a curated record. Lineage: Eukaryota; Fungi; Ascomycota; Leotiomycetes; Helotiales; Drepanopezizaceae. Gene Ontology annotation, cellular component: ribosome; cytosolic large ribosomal subunit. Gene Ontology annotation, molecular function: structural constituent of ribosome.
AUGAAGCACCUCGCAGCCUACCUUCUCCUCACCCUCGGUGGUAACGCAACUCCGUCCGCCGCCAACGUCAAGGCCGUUCUCGAGUCUGUUGGUAUCGAGGCUGACGAUGAGCGUCUCUCCACUCUUAUCUCUGAGCUCAAGGACAAGGACAUCAACGAGUUGAUCGCCGAGGGCUCCGCUAAGCUGGCUUCCGUCCCAUCAGGCGGUGCCGGAGGUGCUGCCCCAGCUGCUGGCGGCGCUGCCGCUGCCGGUGGUGCCGCUGCAGAUGCGCCCGCCGAGGAGAAGGAAGAGGAGAAAGAGGAGUCCGACGAGGAUAUGGGUUUCGGUCUCUUCGACUAA